AUGGAUUUAAAAUCAAGUUAUUCGAAUACUGCAUUGAAUCCAAUAUAUGCAGGUAGUGGUGCUGUCGCUACAGUUUCUUCUGAUGGUUCAAUAUUGGCUACACCUGUACUUGAUGAGAUUAACAUUAUUCAGUUAGUCCCUGAGAGAAAAACUCUGUUCACUAUUGAGAAUGAUGAUGAGCAAGAUAUUACAGCUUUAAAACUUACUGCCGAUGGAAGAUAUCUAUGUUUCGCCUCACAGGCACAACUUUUGAAGAUAUUUGAUCUUAGAGAAGGUAAAAUAGUUAGAUCGAUGAAAAUUUCCUCACCCUCCUAUGUGGUUGAUUCUGAUUCUACCUCGACACUUUUAGCUAUUGGUGGUACUGAUGGUAGCAUUACUGUCGUAGACGUCGAAAAUGGGUAUGUAACCCAUUCUUUGAAAGGACAUGGUGGUACAAUUUCCAGUGUUAAAUUCUAUGGUGAACAAAAUGGUGAGGUUUGGUUACUGGCGUCCGGUGAUACUAAUGGUAUGGUGAAGAUAUGGGAUUUAGUCAAGAGGAAAUGUAUUCACACCGUUCAGGAGCAUACAGCGGCUGUCAGAGGUAUAGAUUUCCACGAAUCCAAGAACAAUGACGAAUCCGAAUUAUUUUUAAUUUCAGGUGGUAGAGAUGAUGUUAUUAAUUAUUGGCAAUUUAACCUUAAGAAAAAAUGUACAUUGUUAAAAACUUUACCAGUAAGCCAACAGGUGGAAUCAUGUGGAUUUGCAAACUCUGAACUCAUAUACACUGCAGGUAGUGAUGCUUUCUUACAACUGAUAUCCCUAGAGAGUGGUAAAGCUGUAAAAAGAACUCAUAAACCUGUGGAAGAACUCUUUACUGUGGGUGUUUUAUCCAUCUUGGGUGGUUCCAAAUUGUACAUGGUCAUAUCUGAUCAAACAUUGGCAUUAAUAAAUUUAGAAGAAGCAUUGGAGAGUGAAAGUGCUUUAAUAGAAGUUGAAUCCUACAUUGCCGGUAACCAUGGUACAAUUGCAGAUAUGAAUUUUGUGGGACCUGAACUUGACAAGCUGGCCUUGGCAACCAAUUCUCCAACCUUGAGAAUUAUUCCAGUGUCUAUGGAGGGUGGUUUACCUAUUGACGUGGAAUUGUACGAAGGUCAUAAAGAUUUGCUAAAUGCUGUCGACGCUACGGAGGAUGGUCUUUGGUUGGCAACCGCUUCCAAGGAUAGUACUGCCAUUUUAUGGUGGUAUCAAUCAAAUUCCAAUAAAUUCGUACCGUAUGCAAAAUUUGAAGGUCAUUCAUCAGCAGUGACUGCAGUUGGCCUACCAAACAUCAUGCAUAAAGGUUGGCCAGAAUUUAUCUUAACUGCAUCCAACGAUCUAACUGUAAAGAAGUGGGCAGUACCUAAACCAGUUGCUUCUAAUGAGAGUUUCGAAUUGCAAGUCGUCAAAGUAUCAGAAUACACACGUAGAGCCCAUGAAAAGGAUAUAAAUGCAUUAUCAGUGGCACCUAAUGAUUCUACAUUUGCUACUGCAUCCUAUGACAAGACUUGUAAAGUGUGGGAUUUAGAGUCUGGUGAGGUAAAGGCAACCUUGGCAAACCAUAGAAGAGGUCUUUGGGAUGUUGCAUUUUGUCAAUACGAAAGAUUAAUUGCAACAUGCUCUGGUGAUAAGACCAUAAAAAUAUGGUCCCUAGACACUUUUGCCGUGGUAAAGACUUUUGAAGGUCAUACCAAUGCAGUACAAAGGUGCUCAUUCAUCAACAAACAGACUCAGUUAGUCAGUAGUAGUGCAGAUGGUCUUGUGAAAAUAUGGGAUUGUAGCACCGGUGAAUGUGUGAAGACUUUGGAUGGUCAUACUAAUAGGAUAUGGGCGCUAUGUGUUGCCGAAGAUGGUGACCUGAUUGUAAGUGCCGAUGCAGACGGUGUGUUCCAAUUCUGGAAAGAUAGUACUGAACAAGAAAGACAACAACAUAACGAGCAACAACAUUUGAAAGUGGAACAAGAACAAUCUUUACAGAAUUAUCUAUCACAAGGUGAUUGGACCAAUGCCUUCUUACUUGCCAUCACUUUGGAUCACCCCUUGAGAUUGUUCAGAGUUUUGAAGCAAUCCUUAGGAAGUAUGGAUGAUGACGAGAGGAAAGAUUCUAAAGUAAUCUUUAAUAGAGAAUUGGACCAGACAAUUUCUAAUUUAAGCAAUGAGAAAUUGUUGCUGUUGAUGAAGAGAUGUAGAGAUUGGAAUACUAAUUCUAGGACCCACAGUAUUGCACAAAGAACAGUUAGAUGCAUAUUGUUACAGCAUAAUAUCGCAGAACUAAGUGAAAUACCUGGAAUGGUACAAAUCGUUGAUGCUAUUUUACCUUACAGUAAGAGACAUUAUGCUCGUGUGGAAAGUCUUGUCGAACAAAGUUACAUUUUGGAUUAUGCAUUGGUAGAGAUGGACAAGUUUUUUUAG
This is a messenger RNA of Zygosaccharomyces rouxii, 2427 nucleotides long. RefSeq names its product U3 snoRNA-associated protein UTP13 (gene UTP13). Bases 1 to 2427 code for a protein of 808 amino acids. Gene Ontology annotation, cellular component: small-subunit processome; 90S preribosome; nucleolus. The transcript has a single exon. Gene Ontology annotation, biological process: endonucleolytic cleavage in 5'-ETS of tricistronic rRNA transcript (SSU-rRNA, 5.8S rRNA, LSU-rRNA); endonucleolytic cleavage to generate mature 5'-end of SSU-rRNA from (SSU-rRNA, 5.8S rRNA, LSU-rRNA). Lineage: Eukaryota; Fungi; Ascomycota; Saccharomycetes; Saccharomycetales; Saccharomycetaceae. Gene Ontology annotation, molecular function: protein binding; U3 snoRNA binding. The record is from RefSeq and is a predicted model, not a curated record.